Messenger RNA from Fusarium sp. VM40, 3324 nucleotides. The record is from the annotation of a GenBank genome assembly. NCBI's taxonomy places the organism in Eukaryota, Fungi, Ascomycota, Sordariomycetes, Hypocreales, Nectriaceae.
AUGGCUGACCGUGGGGAUCGAGGCGGCCGUGGAGGUCGUGGAGGUCGUGGGGGACGCGGCGGUGGCCCUCCUGAAGGAAGGGGAGGAGGACGUGGUGGUGGCCCUCCUGACAGUAGGGGAGGUGGACGCGGUGGUGGUUAUCAAGAUAACCGAGGUGGUGGGCGUGGUGGUGCCCCUACUGAUGGGAGAGGAGGUGGGCGAGGACGAGGAGACGGCGGUUUCCGUGGCAGAGGUCGUGGUGAUGGCACUCGAGGCGACUUUCGGGGAGGUCAUGGCGGUGACUUUCGUGGCGGCUUCAGCGGUCCUAGAGGUGGCCGUGGAGGUUUCGACCGCGGAGGAGGAGGAGGAUAUCGAGGAGGUCGAGGUGGAGGACCACCUUCUAACGAGCCACGCAUAUUCUCCGUUGGACCUGUUCCCCAGCCUGACAACGCCAUCACGAAGCUCGAGAAUGAGGUGGUGAAAUAUCAAAACUCUUCCAUCGACCAGCUCACAUCCCAGAUGGGUAAGUUGGGCGUAGAGGAUCAGCAAAAAGCCGGCAUGUUUCCCCCACGACCUGCUUUCGGAAGCGAAGGACGUCCGGUCAUUUUGUUUGCAAACUACUUUCAAAUUCACACUAAGAUGCCUGUAAUCUACAAAUAUACCAUGACGGUCAAGGAGAUCGUCACUGAGACGGAGGAGACGAAAGAGCGCGCUGCCAAACCUAAGGGGAAGGGCAAGCCCGGAAAGCCUCAGAAGUCUGGUCCUCGCGAAGUCAAAGGCCGCAAGCUUUUCUUCGUCAUUCAGGAGACUCUAAAGGAGCUCACCAAGAAUGACAAGACAUUACUUCUGGCUACUGAGUUCAAGUCGCAAUUGAUCUCCCUACGAAAGCUCAAUCUGGCCAACGACAAUACCCUCCGAGUGAGCAUGGUGUCUUCAGCAAACCCUGAAAAGACCGACCUCUUCGAAGUUGCUUUGCAUGGUCCUGCCGAAGCUCGGGUUGAUGAUAUGCUUAAGUAUGUUAACUCAAACACCGGAGUUGCGAAAGAUGCGAGCAGCAACUCCGACGACGACGCGGCUAAGGCCAUGGCCUUUCCUAAGUUCCCCGACGUUGUUGAUGCUCUGAACAUCAUCUUCGGCUUUGGUCCGCGUUCCAAAAUUGACGAAAUCAGUGCCAUAGGCAGCUCGCGAUUCUUCUCAUUCAAGAAUGGCGGGAUCACUACAGACAUGUCUAUGAGGGGCAGACCCCUAAUUGCUGCGCGAGGGUACUUCCAGUCAGUACGCCUAGGCACUGGUCGUCUUCUUCUGAACACAAACGUCACUUGCGGUGUCUUCAAACUCGAUGGCAAGUGUGAUCAGAUCUUCAAGGGCUUGGGGCUACAUGCAGCACCCAAGAAAGAUCGCUCGAAUAUGCCCAAACGGCUGAAGUUGAUCAACAAAUUCCUCCCCAAGACUCGUGUAUGGGUAAGGAUGAAGUUUGGGAACGGUAAGGAAGUUCGCAAACUCAAGGCGAUCUAUGGCCUAGCCUUUGCACCGGAAAUCCUACGAGCAUGUCAAGGUACAAAGAACCCACCCCAGUUUCAGCCUGAUUGGGAAUAUCCUGGUCCAGAGAACGUGAAGUUCUACCGGGAAGAGGACGGCAAAGGUCAAUAUGUUACUGUUUCGGCCCAUUAUAAAGAGAAGUAUGGUGUCGACCUUCAGAACUUUCCUGUCCUGAACCUUGGCACUCCUGCAAGGCCCAUGUUCGCCCCGGCAGAGUUCGUUGAGAUUCAAGCAGGACAGUCGAUAAAGGCAAAGCUGAACAGCCAAGAGUCAACCGCGAUGGUUCAAUUUGCUUGCCGAUCGCCAUAUGCGAACCUCUUUUCUAUCUCCAACGACGCUCGCGAGACCCUGGGCCUCGACGAUGAGACAAUGGGCCAAUUCGGCAUCCAAGUUGACAAGCAACCCCUAACCGUUCAGGGGCGCGUUCUCGUUGCGCCCGGAGUUGCUUACUACGACUUGAAGAAGAAGCUUAUCCAGAUUGUCCCACGUGACGCAUCUUGGAACAUGCGAAAUAUUAAGGUAUAUAAGCCUGGCAAGCCUAUCACACGCUGGACUUACAUCAACGUAAUCCCGGGGAGGUUUGGAAAUGUUCCACCCAAAGUUGUUAACGACUUCGCCAACUUUAUGAAGGGGAUGGACAUCAAGAUUGGUGCCCCGGUGAACCCUCCCUCGGACACCAUCACCUACAACCAAUUCAUGCAGGGAGAUGCAGACAGAUUUUUCAAGUGGGCCAAGGAGAAUCAGAUGGAGUUUGUACUUGUGAUGCUUGGCACGUCGGAGUCAGAGGUGUAUGGGAAGAUCAAGACCUUGGGUGACUGUACGUAUGGCAUUCAUACAUGCUGUGUCCAGGCCGACAAGUUCUCCAAAGGACAACCCGGGUAUUUCGCCAACGAUGCUCUCAAAUGGAACUUGAAAGCAGGCGGCGUCAACCACAAACUCCACAACGAGUUUGGCAUUAUCAAGGAUGGCAAGACCAUGGUUGUUGGGUACGAUGUUACACACCCAACCAACAUGCCUUCAGACAAGAGCGACGCUGCCCCCAGUCUUGUUGGUUUGGUGGCAACCAUCGAUCGGGAUAUGGGACAGUGGCCUGCUUCCUCUUGGGAGCAAUCAUCCAAGCAGGAGAUGCUCGACGAGACUUUGACUGAAGCGUUCAAGUCCCGUCUUGAGCUAUGGAAGAAACACAACAAGGGACAGUUGCCCGAAAACAUUGUCAUCUUCCGUGAUGGUGUAUCAGAAGGUCAAUUUGCCCAGGUCCUCCAGAAAGAGCUGCCACGUAUUCGCAUAGCUUGCAAUGCAACCUAUCCGAAGAACAAAGCGCCCAAGAUCGCGAUCAUCGUCUCCGUCAAGCGACACCAGACGCGUUUCUAUCCUACUACCGAAGACAACCUACCAUCCAACAACAAUAUCCAGGGCGGUACCGUUGUGGACCGAGGAGUGACGCAGGCCAGGUACUGGGACUUCUACCUUACUGCGCAUGCAAGCAUCAAGGGCACGGCUCGUCCUGCUCAUUACACUGUCUUGCUGGACGAGAUCUUCCGGGCCAAGUUUGGAAAAGAGGCCACCAACCAGCUCGAGAAGUUCACUCAUGAGCUUUGCUAUCUGUUCGGACGCGCUACCAAGGCUGUGAGUAUCUGCCCUCCGGCGUACUAUGCAGACAUCGUGUGCACAAGAGCCCGAUGCUACCGCCCUGAGUUUUUCGACAUCAGCGACACGGAGAGCAUCGCUACUGCUGGACCAGGCUCGAGUACUGGUGGUAGCAACCAAGUCCACCCAGCGCUCGCUGAUUCGAUGUACUACAUCUAA